Homalodisca vitripennis (glassy-winged sharpshooter) is the source of this 6915-nucleotide messenger RNA. RefSeq names its product segment polarity protein dishevelled homolog DVL-3 (gene dsh). Gene Ontology annotation, molecular function: frizzled binding. The transcript has 15 exons. The record is from RefSeq and is a predicted model, not a curated record. Bases 262 to 2340 code for a protein of 692 amino acids. Gene Ontology annotation, cellular component: cytosol. NCBI's taxonomy places the organism in Eukaryota, Metazoa, Arthropoda, Insecta, Hemiptera, Cicadellidae. Gene Ontology annotation, biological process: canonical Wnt signaling pathway; intracellular signal transduction.
AUAAAAUUAAUUGUAGGAAAAUCAAUUAAUGUUUUAUUUUAUUUCUGUAAUCUUUUAACUUAAAAUUAUUUCGUAUUGCUGUUAUUUGAAAAUAGACUUCUAACCUAAUGCAAGUUAGACAUUUAAUUGAGUUCCUUAGUAGAUCUGUGUAGAUUGUAGAAAUGGAGCAUUAUGGGAUGUGGUUGAUUUGUAUGUAGUCCGUGGUGAGCGAAGUGUCAUCUAUUGUAUUCCGAUUAAAUGUAGUUUUGUUGUGAAAAUAACAUGGAAGAAACUAAAGUGAUAUACCAUAUAGAUGACGAGGAAACCCCAUAUCUAGUAAAAUUGUCUAUUGCACCGGAAAGAGUCACUUUAGCAGACUUUAAAAAUGUUCUUAACAGGCCCAACUACAAGUACUUCUUCAAGUCAAUGGACGUUGAUUUUGGGGUGGUGAAAGAAGAGAUAAUAGACGAUGAUGCACAUCUUCCAUGUUUUAAUGGCAGAGUUGUCUCAUGGUUAGUCUCGGCGGAGGGCAGCAAUGUUUCAGAUGGCACAUCUCAAUGUACAGAAAGCGCAGGGGGUCACUCUGAUGGUAAACCUCAACCAGAACGAGCUGCUGAACCUCCUCCGAUCUUGAACUCAACUCACACUGUACGCACAAACACUGAUGAUCUGACUUGCACUGAGACUGAAUCUAUUAUUAGCUCUAGGCCUGGAGGUCACCACAAUAUACACAAAGAACCCCGGCCUCAUGUCGACAAAUAUGAAAAAUAUCACAAAUACAAUGGUGUAAGAAUCAAUGGGCACUCAAAGCUGAGAGGUAUUCCUGGGCAUGGCUACGAGUCCUCGUCGAUGCUCAGCUCUGACUUGGAGACCACUAGCUUCCUGGAGUCUGAGGAUGAUGCCUCAAGCCACAUCACCACUACCACCGGACGGGCCACCAACUUGUCAAUUGACAGGAUAGAUUCAAGCAGUAUGGUAUCAAGAACCCACGGCAACUCACGACGACGGCCCCAGAGACGCAGACGACACCGUCAACAACUAGCCAUGUCUCGCACCUCCUCUUUUUCCUCCAUCACCGACUCUACCAUGAGCCUCAACAUCAUCACUGUUACCCUCAACAUGGACACUGUCAACUUUUUGGGUAUCAGUAUCGUCGGUCAGAGCAACAAAGGUGGGGAUGGCGGCAUCUACGUCGGGUCAAUUAUGAAGGGAGGAGCUGUUGCCCUGGACGGGAGGAUAGAACCCGGAGACAUGAUUCUGCAAGUGAAUGAGAUCAACUUUGAGAACAUGUCCAACGAUGAGGCUGUCAGAGUGUUGCGAGAAGUUGUACAGAAACCUGGCCCUAUAAAGUUAGUGGUGGCCAAAUGCUGGGAUCCCAACCCUAAAGGCUACUUCACAAUACCAAGGACAGAACCUGUGCGGCCCAUAGAUCCUGGAGCUUGGGUGGCACACACUGCUGCUAUUAGAGGGGAAACGUUUCCACUGCGCCCACCAUCUGUCACGACCUUGACCUCCACCAGCUCUUCCAUUACUUCUAGUCUCCCUGAUACUGAGAUAGAGCCAUUCGAGGAGUUGCACCUUACUGUGAACACUGAAAUGGCUACCAUAGUGCGAGCCAUGGCACGUCCGGACUCUGGCCUCGAGAUACGAGACAGGAUGUGGCUCAAGAUCACCAUACCAAAUGCUUUUAUAGGCGCUGACGUGGUGGAUUGGUUGGACACACAUGUGGACGGGUUUGUAGAUCGCAGGGAUGCACGCAAGUACGCCUCUCAGAUGUUGAAGGCUGGCUACAUUCGGCACACGGUCAACAAGAUAAACUUCUCGGAGCAGUGUUACUACAUCUUUGGCGAACUACUCAGCUCAGCAAUGUCUACACUGAAGUUGGACGACUGCGUGUCUCUGGAUCGAGACACGGUGGGGCCGCUGCCCCAUCCGGGGGCGAGCUGGCCUGCCCACAUGCCCUACUCUGGCACAUACCUGCCUCACACACAUGCCCCCAUGCCCUUCAACUAUGCUAACGACACACCCCUGUAUGGCUUCAACCGCGAUGACAGCGUACACAGCGGCUCAGCAAGCAGCAAUGGAUCAGAGCACUCGAGGGUGUGCACAGUUCCGGUUACAGCCCCCACCAAGAGUGGAGGUAGCUCGGCCAGUGAGAGCGGGGUCGACAUUCCCCACAAGAACAACAACCCUAAUAGUAGGAGUGGAGGCUCACGAUCCAGCGGUUCCUCUGUGGCCACGGCAACAACCUCCCCUCAGCCUCCCCACCCACACCCACACCACCCCGCCGACAACGACCUCUCUGCCAGCCGCCAGUCCUUCCGCAUGGCCAUGGGAAACCCUUCAUUGUCAAACAGCUGACUGGGAAAGGAAUGAGUUUGUACGUAUGUAUACGACCACCGCUCGUACAGUCGACAUUGAUAUACGGUACAUGUCGCGCUAUGUAUUCUAGAUGCAUAUAAUCUCAUCUAUGUACAGAGUCAGCCUUCUUGUAUUGAAGGUCCAGUAUUUGCUCAUGUCGAUGAACAUAAUCAAACCAAAAAAAGUAUUAUUUUAUACUAAUGAAGUGUAUUAUAGAUGGUAGAUACUUUGUAAAAUGGACUUGGUGCAUUUGUAUAAAUGAGUGUUAAUUUAAUUGGAUCAGAGGUUUCUAUAUUUCAAUACCUCCUAAAUAAUGUUUUUUAUUUUGAGAUAAAAAUGGUUUGUUUUUACAAAGUUAAAUUUUGGAGUAAGUUAGUUACCGUAUUCUCAUAAAAUCUUUUCCAUAAUGUUUAUUGACAAUUUAAACUGUAAUACUUUUUUGGGAUCUGAAACUUGUACAACCUAUUGCUAUGAAAAACUCAUAAUUUGGUAAAUACCAAAACUUUAGUAUCCUAGUGACAUUCUCCAAAUAGCUUCAGACUUCCUAGAUCGUUUGUAUAGUUUUUCACUUCAUUUCACUUUUACGUUUCACUUCUCAUCAACUAUUCUUGAAAAAUCCAUGCUCUUACGGUCAUGCAUGUGAAUGUUAAGGUUUCAACAUUACACUUAUGAAUAUAUUGGUAUGUCUUGGCUGUGAUCCUUUGUACUGGUAUAACCAACUAGAAACACAUUGGAUAUGUAAAUGUGCCAAUUUUUGUGUCAUCAAAGUAACUUUUCUAGUUUUUCAGUGGGAUGAUAAUAUCCACUUUCUUUCUUCAAUGUAUGCAUCAAUUUCUCUCUUGCGUAUAUGAGUUGUAUGUAUUUACAAAAUUAUAAAACCAAUUCUCACAACUGUUUAGGUAAUUUUUUUGGAUUCGCCAUUAAAAAGUAAAAAAAAAAAAUUACUAAUAUUAUAUUUACCUGCUUUGAUUUAACGUUUAAUAAUGAAACAUGUAGAUGUCAUUGUUUUGAUCUUAACUGAGAAUGGAGGUAAUUUGAAAUUUUUUCACUGUUUGGAUGGAAUGAUUUUUCAUUUAAUAAUAAAAUUGGGAAAAUAUUGUAAUUUCUGGAAGACUAUACUUAGCAAAAUACAAAUUUAACUAAAUUGAUCUAAAACUGGUGAAAGAAUUGUUAACAACAAACAUGGAAAUAUUCUUUGAACAAUAUAAUCAAAUUCACACACAGAUCUAACAUGAUGUUCCAUGGUGGUUAGAUGGAAAAUAUACUUUAAAAUAUAACAAGAAAAUACAUUUAAUUUAGGAGUAUGUAAACCAAGAUGCUAUAUAAAAACAUCAUUUAAUGACUUUUUGUAGUUAAUAAUUUUUAACUGUUCUUCAAUUUAAAUCUCCAAAGUGCUUGGUAAUUUUUUCAAUAUUUGUACUUUGUUGUGUUAAACUAAACUAAACAUGGGUAAAGUUAUGUUAACUUGAGGAUGUUUUACUGGUUUGUAUACAAUUAUAUUGAAUACAAGUGAUCUGUAAUCUGUAUUAAAUAUAACUAAUAUAAAACGAGGUUGACAUUUUUCUAAGUGAUUUCCAAAAGUAAUAUUUUGUUAUUAUCCAUAAAAAUAAACAUUAUUUGUCACAAUUUUGUGAAUGAGGAUAAGCCAGUAGUAUUGUAUCACUUGUGAGUGAGAUUAACAAAUAAUAUUACUUGGUAAAUAUUCAGAAAAAUAUGUCAACUGUUGACUGAUCAAAACAAUAAAUGUUUAUUAUGCAAAAUAAUUAACUUUACCUUAUGUCAAAAAUGUAUUUUAGUUUUACUUGUUAUUACCACUUCCUAAGGUAUCAUUAGUGAAUAAUUAAUUUUAUCAUUUAUUAUAUUUGACUUAAUGUGAAUGUGAAUAAAAUGAUGUUUUAUGUCAUCAUUGCUGUUAUAUUGUAACUUGUCUUGAUAAUGAUACAGGGUUUGUUGUAAUUUAUAAAUUGCCUAAUAUGAUGUAGUUGAUCAUAAAAGAUAUUUUGAUAUCGCUUGAUUUGUAACUUUUAUAUACUUUUUAUUUUUGUAGAUAAAUCUUUUAUAUUGCAUGAUGUUUGCACAUUGGGCAUAACAUUAAUUUUGAAAUGUUCCUUGAUAUGUCUUAGGUUAGUUUAUGGAUAUAUUUCCUUUUUACUUACAUUUCAAAAACAGCUUUAAGUUCACCUCGGUUGAUCAAAUAUAUUAGACUAUAAAAUGUCUGUAUGGAACAUAAGAAAUGUUACUUCUAGGCUGUUUUAUUAGGUCUCUUAAUUUUCUAUUAAUCUUUCAUUUGGUAUAUAUAAUAAAUUGAAUUGCAGCUAUAUUGUAUUUAAACGUUUACUUUAAAAAUAAUGAAGGGUCAUUCUACAACUCACUUGAUAUUUAAUACUAUUUUUUGGGUAUUUAAAAAGAGCAUAAAAAUGAUAAAUCACCUAAUUGCCAUGUGUAAAAAAUUGUGAUAUUUUUGAAUGUGAAAUAUUAAAAGCAGAUCACAGAGUUGUACGAUAAUGCAAUGAAGGACAUUUCAGUUUAAGAGUUGUAUUAUGUAAUUUAUUAUAAUAAUAAUGUUCAUGAUUAAUUGAUCAAUUUCUGUAACUGGCAAAAUCAAACUGUAGAAGAUAUAGUCAUGUUCUUCUCACUAAGAAUUGUAAAACAUGAAAAAAAAAAAUAUAUAUAUAGGAACUCAGAAAAACAGACAUGAUUAAGCAAAUUCCCAAACCUAGUGGCCAAUAAAUCCAUAUUGGGAUUCCUUACAUUUGCCAUUGUUAUAUUACAAAAUAAAACAUUAUGUUUAAAAUAUUGAAAUCUACCCUCUUUGUAGGGUUUCAAAAAACCAUAAGACGUAUAGUUAAACAUACAUAAAAACUUAAAACUAAAAAGUGUGAUAGUAAAGUAGCCAUACUGCAACAUUAGUUAUGUACUGACUUUAGGGCAGUUGGAGUAGAACUAAUGUGCAUCUGCUGCAGUCAAUGCAUUAAACUGAAUUUUACAACAGAAUAUGUUAUACGUCUAAAAUCAAACAUAUACAUUACUGGUACAACAACAGACUAAUGAACCUAAGGGUUGUGGAAUAAUAGGAUUUCGGACUGGGUUCAUUCUCACCAGUCCGGCCUUGCUGUUGUACCAAUCAUGUGUAUGCUUGAUUUUUUGACAACAAUAUAUUUUGUUGUCAAAUUUAGUGUAGUGUGUGGCAAGUUCAUCACCACACUCUUUAUAGUGUUAAUUUUUUGUGUGCCUUUAACCUUAUGUUUUAAAGAGUUUUUUUAUUGUUGCGGAAGAGUGUAGAUUUCAAUCCUAAAAAUAUAAUAUCCUAAUUUCGUAACAAUUAUUCUCUCAAAUCAUCAUUGUUAAUAACAAACUCCCUUUGUAUGCUAUAAGUAAACUACGUGGAGCAUUUUAAACUUCUUUGACCAAUAAUAGUUAUGUAGCACUCAUGGUAUAGUAUGGAAAUCAAAGAAAUCCAUACUCACUCCAACUUUUGUGGAUUAUGGAGCAAGAAGAACAACUAUUCUAAAUUUAAUUUAAUUUUUAUACUUUUACAAAAUUUCUUUUUUAGUAAAAAAAAUCUCAAAACCGUUUUUAGCCAUUCAACUGAAUAGUAAAUGUUUAUGAUAACUGUUAGAAAGAGACUGUUGUGGGCAAAUUUUCAUGCCAUGUGCUUGACAGAAGAAGUGAGUCAUCUGCUAAGCUUAUCAGUUCAUAACAUAAAUUUUGGUCACAAUCAGAAAUUUUUGUUUUCAUUUAUUUAACAUAAUAUGAUUAUAUUUUGAGAUCUGAAUCUAGUUUUGUUUUUUAGUUCACAUUAGAAAGUUGAAAUUCAGCAUAACUCUGUGAUGAUUAAAAAAAGUUCAAGUGUUAAAUAUAUUUUACUUCAUUUUCAUUGUCAAUUUGUCUACAUUUGAAAAUACAUUUUCUUACCAUAAUUCUUCUAUGAUUUUGUUCAGGUGUCAGUACAUGCAUCGUAAUUUUUAUUUUGUUUGCUAAAUGGUUAUUUAUUGCUUGUUUGAAUAUUUUUGUUAUUUAGAUGGAGGUAUUGUUCUUUAAAAAUAAAUCAAAGUGAUUGGUUAAAAUUAAUGGUUGAAACAAAUUUAUUCUAGAUAGAGAUCAUUAAAUUUAUACAUAAAAGUACCAAACAACUAAACUUCUGGUUAAUUAUUUUGAUGAGCAAAAAUAAAUACUAUGCCUUAUUUGUGUACGAUUUCAUAUUGUCAUUGUAUAUUAAGACUUUAUUUUGUGCCACAAUAUUUUAGUUUGAGGUAGUGUGGUGGGUUUCCUUAUAAGUAGCACAAUGUGAUGCCUAUUUCUGUACGAAUCAAGGAUUUAUUAAUCUCUUUAAUGUUGCUUUGUUAAUAUAUUAUAUUUAAUUCUACUGGUAUUGUUUUAGAUAAAUUAUUUUACAGUAUUCACAGACUUCUAAUUCUAUUUGUGUUAUAAAAUCUACACCUAUGUUUUAUUUAUGUUUUACUUGUCUACUCUACUAUUAUUUUAUAUGUUGUGUUAUUGAUAUUUGUUAUUAUUUGAUCAAUCGUUUAAUUAUGUAAAGUACAACAAUGUAAAUAAAUUUAACAUUUUUGAAAA